UCUAAUCCCCUGGCCGUGCAACGCAGCACCGAAUUGCUCAAUUUGCCCAACGCAGCGGGCGGAACUGUGAACCUUGCCUCCUCGGACGAGUCCAGUUCCUCUAGUGCCAGUGACAACGACAACGACAGUGAAGAGCACCCUGUCAAAUCGCGUUCCCAUCUGCCUGUAGAGCAGGACAAGAAUGCCAUUACCGAUUCCCUGUCGGCCAACGAAUUCAAGCUKGACGACGACGACACUGUGACCAGUGUGCGUCGGCUGUUGCGCGAGGCCAGCAAGCAUAAGAAAUCCAAAAAGAAGGGUAAAAAGAAGAAAGACAAAGACAAGGAACGCAAGGAGAACAAGAAAUCUAAGUCAAAGUCAGCGGAUGAAGUUGAGCCACUCACAAGCACAGAGGCCGCACUCGAAAUGCUCAAGAAAAUUGAUCAUGCGGCGGCGUUCAGGAUCAUGAGCACCAGCAGCAGCGAUGCCCAGCGGAAGGCUCAGCUGCAAAUGUAUUUCAAGCAAAUGCAACGCCCAGAGACGCCCCCACCUCCGCCUGCGACUGCACCAACCACAUUGCGUAACCAACCAUCGUCAUCAGCGGGAGGAGCAGGAUAUAACCUGAUGAUGGGACCAAGCACUUCUAAAUAUGCGGCCACUGCAGCUGCCCACUUGGACGACGAUCACCCGCCGCCUGCGCCCAAAUACCAUAUGCAGCAACAGCAACAACAACAGCAGCAGCAGCAACAAAAGCUCUCUUUUCAAAUUAAGAAGCGUCCGCUGCAGAUGGACAAAUUCGGCUUGCUGCGUCUGGCCACGCCGCUUAGCUCGCAUUCACAGAGUCGCAGUCGUAGUCGUAGUCGUUCUCCCAGGCGACGCACGAGAAGCCGCUCUCGUGACCGACGCUCAUCGCGUCGGCGCGGCGGCAGCUCUCGUUCCCGCAGUCGUAGCAGGAGCCGCAACUCUCGAAGCCGCUCGCGCUACUCGAGAUCGAGAAGACGACGCACUCGUAGCCGUAGUCGGAGUCGCAGUCGGAGUCGCAGCUAUUCGCCCGUUCGUUAUGGCGGCGGAGGACAGCGCUACAGAGGACGUGGAUUCAAGCAACGCUUUGGAAAUCGUCGCUCUCGCUCACGUUCCUAUGGCCGAGCACGACGCACGCCGUCGCCGUUCGUGCCGCGUCGUACACCGUCGCCGUUUGUGCAGCGUCGAACGCCUUCGCCCUUUGUGCCACGCCGCACACCAUCGCCAGCCUCACGCUACCGACGCACUCGCUCUCGCUCACGCAGCUACAGUCCACGACGCCAUCAUGGGCCCAUGCGUUAUACACCGCGCGGUCGGGGGCGUGGCCGUGGACGCUUUCAGAAUCGCUGGCACUUCGACAAGCGGAACAAUGGUCGGCGGUUUAGUCCUACACGGAGCGUAAGUCCACCCGGAGACGGGCCCACCAUCGAGGAGGUGGACGAAAUGAUCAAAGAAGCACAAAAGGAGCGCAAACAAGGCAUUAUUGAGAGCGACAAGGAUAUACUAAAAAAGAAAGCCACAAACACAGGCAGCGACAAGGCCUAAAUAUUCAACUACAGUCGCACAUCCAGCGUUGAGUUCUAUUAGGUAUGCUUAAUAGUCACUCCAAAUGUAAUUGAUAUCCGUUAAAUCAACUAAAAUAAUACCAUGGACACCAAAAUAAAGAUGCUUGCAAAGCAAAUUUGUUGCAUGGUAUGCAUGCGUUACAAAUACAGUCGAAA
Molecule: messenger RNA, 1721 nt
Organism: Drosophila arizonae
Lineage: Eukaryota; Metazoa; Arthropoda; Insecta; Diptera; Drosophilidae
Product: tetratricopeptide repeat protein 14 homolog
Molecular function (GO): protein binding
Source: RefSeq, a predicted model, not a curated record